This is a messenger RNA of Sorex araneus (European shrew), 1446 nucleotides long. RefSeq names its product gap junction protein beta 1 (gene GJB1). Gene Ontology annotation, cellular component: connexin complex. The record is from RefSeq and is a predicted model, not a curated record. Gene Ontology annotation, biological process: cell communication. The coding region runs from base 160 to 1011 and encodes 283 amino acids. The transcript has 2 exons. Lineage: Eukaryota; Metazoa; Chordata; Mammalia; Eulipotyphla; Soricidae.
ACAGGCGUGACAAAGAAGGGGGCUGGAGAGAAAGAAUGCGGCCUGAAAACAAAGACAAGGAGAUGGGGGCUCUGGAAAGCGAGUCCAGUGAGGAAGAGAGUGGGGCUGGAGAGGAAGAGGAGGCGAGGCGCCAGGGCUUUGGGGUGUGAAUGAGGCAAGAUGAACUGGACGGGUCUGUAUACGUUGCUCAGUGGCGUGAACCGGCACUCUACUGCCAUCGGGCGAGUGUGGCUCUCGGUCAUCUUCAUCUUCAGGAUCAUGGUGCUGGUGGUGGCCGCAGAGAGCGUGUGGGGGGACGAGAAGUCCUCGUUCAUCUGCAACACGCUGCAGCCCGGCUGCAACAGCGUGUGCUAUGACCACUUCUUCCCCAUCUCCCACGUGCGCCUGUGGUCCCUGCAGCUCAUCCUGGUGUCCACGCCGGCGCUCCUCGUGGCCAUGCAUGUGGCCCACCAGCAGCACAUCGAGAAGAAAAUGCUCCGACUCGAAGGCCACGCAGACCCCCUGCACCUGGAGGAAGUGAAGAGGCACAAGGUCCACAUCUCAGGGACACUGUGGUGGACUUACGUCAUCAGUGUGGUCUUCCGGCUACUGUUCGAGGCCAUCUUCAUGUACGUCUUUUAUCUGCUCUACCCAGGCUACGCCAUGGUGCGGCUCGUCAAGUGCGAGGCCUACCCCUGCCCCAACACAGUGGACUGUUUUGUCUCCCGGCCCACCGAGAAAACUGUCUUCACGGUCUUCAUGCUCGCCGCCUCCGGCAUCUGCAUCAUCCUCAACGUGGCCGAGGUGGUGUACCUCAUCAUCCGCGCCUGUGCCCGCAGGGCGCAGCGCCGCUCCAAUCCGCCCUCCCGCAAGGGCUCUGGCUUCGGCCACCGCCUCUCACCUGAAUACAAGCAGAAUGAGAUCAACAAGCUGCUGAGCGAGCAGGACGGCUCCCUGAAAGACAUCCUUCGCCGCAGCCCCGUCUCCGGGGCGGGCCUGGCUGAGAAGAGCGACCGCUGCUCAGCCUGCUGAUGCCAUCAACCAGGCAACGUCCCCUCCGGGCCCCUACCCUGCCCCACACCUGCCCCCCUGCCCCAUCUCCUGCAGGCCCCGGCCUGCCAGGAUUUGCUCCAUCGGAACCUUCCUCCCCCUCCCCCUCCUCCCGGGGCCAUCUGUGCAGGGGAUGGGGUGAAGGCCACCAGCGCAAGUGCUCAAGGUUAUUGGGAUGCCGGCCGCUCGGCUGGUCUCCCUCUUCCCGGCUCCUCCUCCAGGGCACGAGAUGAGAGCCGGCCUGGUUCUAAAACUAAUCUUAACCCUGUGCUGUCAGAGCCGACACCCUCUUUCUGGAGCCAGAGAGUGGAGAGGGAGGCGGGCGAGUGGAGGGGAGGAGGGUCUGUAGACACCGGGGUGGAGAAGGGCGGGGAGCAGCUGGCCCUGAGGAGGAAUGGUGCUCACAGCCCUGGCAGA